AUAUUUUAUUAUUAUAUAAGAAACUGUAACUUUAUUUUCUAAUAAUAUGACUUCAGAAUCUGUUCCUGUUUCUACUGAAAAUAAUGAAUUAUCAUAUGUACCUCCAGGUGGAUCACUUUAUCCCCCUUCAGAAACUAUUUAUAUCCGCAACUUGUCAGAAAAAGUAAAGAUUGAUGUUUUGAAAAAAUCUUUAGAGGCCGUUUUUUCAUCAUAUGGUACUAUUCUAGAUAUAGUUGCACAUAAAAAUAUAAGAAUGAGAGGACAAGCAUUUGUUGUAUUUGAUUCUAUUAGUUCAUCUCAGAGGGCUAUUGAUGAUGUUCAAGCAUUUCGACUUUUUGAUAAACCUAUGGUUUUACAGUUUAGCAAGACAAAAAGUGAUGCUAUAGUUAGAAAGUUUGGAACUGAGGAAGAAUUUGAAGAACAUAAAAGAAGAAGAAUAGAAAAGAAAGAAAGUCGCAGAGUAAUUCAAGUAAAGGCUCCUCAGCCUACUACUACUACUACUACAAAGAAAAAUACUACGAAAAAAUCCAAUCAAAAACCAUCUAGAAUACCUGAUGAAUAUUUACCUCCACAUAAAAUUCUUUUUCUUCAAAAAUUACCUGAAAAUAUUACAGCAGAUGUUUUAUCUGCUGUAUUUGGUCGUUUUCCUGGCUUUAAAGAAGUUCGUAUGGUUCCUGGAAGGGCUGGAAUUGCAUUUGUUGAAUAUGAAAGGGAUGAAGAUGCAAUUAUUGCUAAGCAAGGAACGGUCGGUAUGUCUCUAAGUGAAUGUGUCAUUUCUGUUAAUUAUGGACGUAAAUAAUUUUCUAUUAUUCUUAUUUUCUAUUACAAAAUCUAUCUAAAAGGAC
This is a messenger RNA of Pneumocystis carinii B80, 845 nucleotides long. RefSeq lists its product as hypothetical. Bases 47 to 799 code for a protein of 250 amino acids. Gene Ontology annotation, cellular component: U1 snRNP. The record is from RefSeq and is a predicted model, not a curated record. NCBI's taxonomy places the organism in Eukaryota, Fungi, Ascomycota, Pneumocystomycetes, Pneumocystales, Pneumocystaceae. Gene Ontology annotation, molecular function: U1 snRNA binding. The transcript has 3 exons. Gene Ontology annotation, biological process: mRNA splicing, via spliceosome.